Molecule: messenger RNA, 1163 nt
Organism: Cydia amplana
Lineage: Eukaryota; Metazoa; Arthropoda; Insecta; Lepidoptera; Tortricidae
Gene: twf
Product: twinfilin
Exons: 9
Coding region: 132-1163 (343 amino acids)
Biological process (GO): barbed-end actin filament capping; positive regulation of neuron projection development; regulation of lamellipodium assembly
Cellular component (GO): actin filament; myofibril; cytoplasm
Molecular function (GO): actin filament binding; actin monomer binding
Source: RefSeq, a predicted model, not a curated record
GUUCUAUUAACUCGUCAUUAGGUUUAAUUCAUGUAUUUUUGUGUAUUGUAAAGUAUUUACAGUUUUAAUAACUGAACAAUAUUUACGUUGUUCUUGUUUUUACACAGUGUAACUACAGAACUGACCGUAAGAUGUCUCAUCAAACGGGUAUUCAAGCUAAUGAAGACCUGAAAAAGUAUUUCAACAAAUGUAGGGAUGGAAAAAUACGCGUCAUGAAAAUUAGUAUAGAAAAUGAACAGUUGACUCUUGCCAAAAAAGAGCCAGUGAAAGGGACUUGGGAACAGGACUUUGAGAAAUAUCUACCUUCACUGAUUGUGGAAGAUAUGCCCUGCUACAUGUUAUAUAGGUUCGACUCCACAAACUCUCUGGGCCACGAGUGGUUGCUUCUCAGCUGGUCUCCGGACUCGGCGGCAGUCCGGCACAAGAUGCUGUACGCCUCCACUAAAGCCACACUCAAGCAGGAGUUUGGCUCUGCACAUAUAAAGGACGAGAUGCAUGCUACUACCAAGGAGGAAGUAUCUCUGAAAGGCUACAAGGCGCACUUGAGAGGCAUCAGCGCGCCGGCGCCGCUGACGGAAAGGGAAGAGGCAUUGAAAGAACUCCGGCAGACCGACCACAGCACAAACUACAGCACCGACUCUAGGCAAUCGACUAUGGGCGGCGUUUCGUUUCCAAUCACGGAAGCGGCCGAACAAGCCAUAGUGGAUCUACAGAGGGGUUCCUACAACUACAUACAGUUUAAAAUCGAUUUAGAAGAAGAAAAGAUCCACCUAUCGAAAGCCGCAAUCAUUCCUGUAGUGAGCCUGCCCGAGCAGGUGCCGAGCGACCAGGCGAGGUAUCACUUAUACGUCUUCAAGCACAGCCACGAGGGAGACCACAUGGAUAGCAUAGUGUUCAUCUACUCGAUGCCCGGUUACAGCUGUUCUAUCAAAGAGAGGAUGCUGUAUUCCAGCUGCAAAGGACAGUUCCUAGACAUCAUAGAGAAAAUCGGAGUUGUGGUAGAAAAACGAAUUGAAAUCGACGACGGCAAAGAGCUGACCGAAGAGUUCCUAUACGAGGAGAUCCACCCCAAGCGCAACCUUCACCGCCCCGCCUUCGCCAAGCCCAAGGGCCCGCCCAACCGGGGGGCUAAACGUAUCACCAAGUCGCAGCCCCAGCAGUAA